GUGGAUUUGGCUUUUGUUCUCUUUUUUGUGUGCUUAAUUAAGAUCUUUUCACUGCCUUUAAAUGCAAUGUACACAGUUCGAGGUUAAUGAAAAUAAGCAAGAAUUUAAUGAAGUCGUUUUAGUGAAAGCUUCCAAAGUUAAUCUUAAAACAUCAACCUGAAGAAUCAAAACUUCAAUAGGACAAGAAAAGGGUGAAUCGAGUAAGAUUAUAUUUCAGGGAGUCAUGUCAUGGGAGAGUAUCGCUUCGAGAGAUCUUCUUAGCAUACCGCAUAGUCAUAAUCUAUCAGCAACACACCUCCUAGCAUCUCCUGAUGGGUCACGUUAUCUACUUGAAAAUUCAACUGACAUUUGUCAGCUGGAUGAGAGUUUUUCUCGACUGGCUGGAUACGGGUCAAGUCCUGACGGUACGUCGUUGUGGGCUCGUCAUGGAUUCUCGCGGUCUCGGAAUUCAGUUAUAAAUUGUUUUUUGGCUUGCCAAAGAAGCUUAAAGCAGUAUUUAGCAAGACGAAAGAUGGAACGAGGACUUCGACUCUACGAGCAGCACAAUCAAAAUGCGGCAGUUCGAACAUGGAGGAGUGCUCUCAAAUCGACAAAUAGGCGUGAGGACAAAUUCACCCUACUCGGCUAUCUUUAUCAAGCUCAUAUGGAUUGGGGCAAAUAUAGAGAAGCUAUAGAAUUUGGUCAUCGGCAACUUGGCAUAUCUGAAGAGCUAGACUCACCAACUAUGCGUGCGGAAACUUAUUUAAAUUUGGCAAGAGCUCACGAACGUUUGGGAGGCUUAGAACGUGCACUCAGUUAUGCACGCCAUUCACUCUACAAUGAAUGUGGUACACAGUGUCAAACUGGUGGCUUGGUACAUCUAACGGUUGCUAAGGUCUAUUUAGAAAUGGGUGGUUUUUCGAGGGCCUUAGAAGGUCUUCAGGGAGCGCACAAAAUCGCAACAUCAAUCGGUGAUCCAUCAUUAGAGUUGCAAGUUUAUGUGGCCUUGUCGGAAUUAUUUGGUCGUCUACAAGACAAUGACAAGAGUGCUACGUAUGCUUCAAAGGCCUAUGAUCUUUCAAGGUCGUUACAGCUUGGAGAUUUGAAUUCGUCACAUCAUCGUGCGGCACUUCUUCGGAUGGCUGCAGCUCUUCGCAAGCAAGGAGAUUUCGGAGAUGCCCAUGACUACUGUACGGAAGCUACACGACUCGCUCUCAUAUCUGGGGAUCAGGCAACAUAUACUCGCAGUAUACGUGUCAUGGGUGAUAUUUAUAGGAAAAAAAUAGAUAUCGAUAGGGCAUUUCGUCAAUACGAACAAGCUAUGGGAACUGCGGCAGCACUAGGUGAUCGCAUGGCACAGAUGGAAGCAAUGGAUGGUGCUGCUAGGUGUUUGGAAGCCUUAAGACUGCAGCAAAAAAUAUGCAAUUGCCGUCCUUUAGAAUUUAACACUCGUCUUUUAGAGGUAGCAAGCUCUAUUGGUGCUAAGCUCUUAGUAAGAAAAAUUCGUACUCGCCUGGCCUUAAUUUAUCGAGCUUUGGGAGAUGAGGAACAGUUCAAUACCCAUUCACGUCUAGCUACUCAAACUGAAGCAGCUUUAGGACUCAAUUGUGGGGCUUGUGGUGAAGUUUUUGGAAUCGAAGCUGAUGCCUUGGAGGCAUUGCCUUGUGCACACAUCUUGCAUGCUAGGUGUGCUCAUGAAAUUUUUCGUCGCCGAGAAAAGGGUGUACCACGGGCAUGUCCAGCGUGUAAUAAGGUCCUCAGCUCUAGACUUCAUCUAUAUGCUGAAUCGAAUACUAUCGUUGGUGGUGCCAACAAUACAACAGCUAGUUCAGUUCCAGCAACAACUGGCAUCAAUGCACCUACAAAUGUCUCAAAAUGCGGUGGCAACGAUGCAUUCAACAAUGGUGUCACCUGUAGCAAUGCUAAAAAUAACACAUUAUCGGCUAUGCCACCAGUAGAUAGUAAUGCUUUCUUAGUAACAUCAUCACCUAGUACAUUAUAUAGAAGUAAUUUGUCAUUAGCAUCGUUAAGUUUACGUGCGUCCAGUUUGACAAUUGACAGUGAACGUCAUGCCACAUCAUCAGUUUGAGACCAAGGGCAAAUGGCAGUAUCAGCAAAUGAUAUGCCAUGGUGAGACUUAAAAGACUAUUUUUUAUUAUUUCGGUAUAUAAAGUUAAGUUUUUAGUCAUGUGUAUUCUAAAAAUUAUAUUUUUUAAGGUAAAUUAUUGUUCUUUUUAAAUUUUGAAAAGAAAUGAUGAUUUUAUAAACGCCAAUUUUAUGUAAAAAUAAUUAAUUGUAUAGGAAGUUAAAUUUUACUGAGACUUCGAAGAUAGAAUAGUCCUACAAUAUUUCAUCAUGAUUCAUUACGGUCGGUGGCAGUAAGCUGCAAACAAAACGUAUAACAAGUAAAACUAAAAUAAUGUUGCUAAUGACUCAAUUUAUUUAUAAUCCUUAAGUUUUCUUUUUCAAAGAGUUGUCAAUGUGCAUAAGCAAAAUAAGUGCAUUAAUACAACGAACAAUAUGGAAAAUUAAAUAAGACUCAGAACAAUUGUUCUAUUAUGUGAACUGCAGCGUUUCAAAAGAAGUCGUUUUAUCAGUUACAUUUUUAGUUUAAGUCAAUAAAAUAAAAGCUCGAGUUAUAAUUUUUGUUUUAUAUUUUGUUAUGCAUGUAAUAAUAGGUUCAUCUGACUAUUUUUAUAUUAAACAAAAAUAAACAAUACUUCAAUCUUUUCGUGAACUAUUAUCUAAGUGUUUUAAAUUUAUGAAAACAUUAUCUUAUUUUAUCAGUAAAAUCAUAUAAUAAAACUAACUAAAAGGAACAAACGAAAGACACCAAAGAAAAUAAAUUGUAAGGAAAAGUUAACAACGACAAUCAGGAAGAGAAAGUUAAUAAACUUAUCUUUGCAAGAAUAAGAAAAACACAAAACCGAUUAGGAGUGAAAUGUAAUGUAGAAAUGAAGAUUGUAUUUUUGUGUAUGAAAUAAGCAUCCUAUAAACCAAUUUUGUAAAGUAUAGCGGUAUAUUUAUUAAAUUUCUUUUUAAUAAAUGUAAACGAAACCUUCAGUUACAGUGUUGAUUCUGGUAUUGGUUCACGCAAGUCCUAUUAGUUUCUAUCUUUAUUAUAGCACAGCCGUAUUUAUUACAUUAUUUCAAAACUCUUUUAAGAAACUUAUAAACCAAAAUUUUAAUAAAAUUCAAAAACAACUUAAAUACGUCUACAAAGAAAAUGAACAUGAAGUGUGAUUUCAAUUUUAUUUACUCAAAUUAAUAAAGCAAUGAGUGAGGAAAGAAUAAAAACUCAAUUUAUCCACAUAUUUACUAAAAUAAACUAUUAAAAAAAACAUCAACAAUUAAUUUUUAAUUUUUAUUCUCGAUAAAAUAUACAUUUUUUACCAAUUCGUUAAAAAGUCGAGUGAUGCGGGAACAAGAAAUUCGAUCGUAGGCAUCAAUUUAAACUUACUUAGAACAUUCAAAUAUCCACUCCGCAAUCAAAAUUAAUUAUUAUAAGAUACAUAACAUAAUAUUUUACUUCAAAUUCAUUUCUAUUAUCAAAAAUCUAUAUUUUUGGAAAUAGUAAAACCAUGUAUUCAAAAUAAAUUAUUUCACUAUUUACGCACUAAGAUAUCACUGCCAAUUUAAUGUUUUCUUCUUUAUGCUUUUAAGGUUUACAAAGAAUCAAAAGAAUAAUUAAAUGAAGAACAUUUUAGAAAUUUAAGUAAUUAAAUUGAAAUGAUGAAAUAUUUACUAUCAUAAGUAUCUACACACAAGUACUAGUUCCUUUAUAUUAUUUUUGUCAAAACUUAUAUCAUACAAAAGUAAAUUUAAAAAAAAAUAAAACUCAACAAAAAACAAAACAAUCAUUUUUCGUUAACUCACUUAUAGUAAGAUAAUGUGUUUUUAAAAAUUAAACAACAAAAUGAAAAAAAAAAUUAAAAAACAAACAUGUACAUGUUAAAUUAAAAAAAAAAUCAUCAAAAAACGUUAAAGCCAACACUAAAAACACACAAACAUUCGUACCUAAUAAUACUAAAAAGAAACCUGAAAAUCUUAAAAUUUUUGUGAUCUCGCAACAAAGUAAAUUAUAUUAUACGUAGUGAUUCGAGUUUUAUCAAUUAUAAAAGUCAAAUCACAUUUAUUGCGAAUGCUUAGUUUUUUUUUAAACAAUAAUGUCAAAAUAGGCUCCUGUCACUUAAUAGCUCAUGUAUUAAAAUGCAACCUUCUAGAACAUAUCGAAAAAUUAAAAACUUCAUCAGUGUGGGUUUGAUGUAGAAUGUGAAUAAAAGUAUAGGCAGGAAUUCCAGUGAUUAAAUUACCAGAGAGCUUGUAAAGACGUCCUUGUUCUUGUGAAAUCGAGUGUAGUGCCAUUAAAUGUGCUUGUUGCUUUACUGGAAGUAGUAAAAAUAAUAAUUGUCAAGAAUGACAACUGUUACUUAUAUGAGUGUAAUCUUAGUUUUUGCCCUAAGUAGUUUUUAACACCUGGAAUAACCUGUUGACCAUAACGUAUGGGUCAUUACGCUUAAAACCACAUUGCCAUCAAAAGCUUCUUAAGAAAAUAAAAUCAUAACACAAAUUACACAAGUCGAAAUCUAUGACAAGAACGCUAAAGACGAUCUCCAAGAAAUGUUGGAAAUACAUUUUGUGAAAUACCUAAUGUCUUUAAGUAAGACAAAUGGUUGAACCAAGAUUGCGUUCAUUCUUAACGAACUUCCAACUUUCAUUAUUGGUGAAUAAAUCUUAAUGAAAAGGAGUAAAAAUCGCCCUUAGGCCACGACAUUCCUCCUCCACCAAAAACAGAAUGCAAAAGAAAAUAAUAUAAACCCUAAUAUUCACAGUGAAAGAUAAAAAGAUAACAAAACCCUAAAAAGAACCUUUUAUUUCAGCCACAUUCGUUUUUCUUUAACAACUUAAACAAGAAACAUUUAAGAUAUGUAUAUUUGUCCAUCCACACAAAAUUUUUUAAAUAGUCUUUUAACGCUAGAUAUGUGUUAAGUAUUUAAGUCCAAAUAUUUCCAAAACCAAACAGAGAAUACAAACUUAUUAGAAAGUUGACAAGAGUAUUAUUUAAAAUAAGGUUAAAGAAAAAGUUUAAAUCUCAAAAAUUUCACAAAAAAAUACUAUUUAUUGUAAAGCAUUGCUUAUAUAUUCUUUAUAGAUUUAAUAUAAGAUUAAAAAAAGAAAGUUUUAUGAAAUUAAUUUCAAAUAAACAAGAACCAUUUCUCCCUUUAACAGAGAGAAAACUAUAAUCUAUUAUCUUAGAUAAAGUUAUUAAAUCAAAUCAUUCCGAUAUAUAUUAUGUAUACAGUAUACACAUACAUAUAUGUAUAUCAUAUAUAAAAUAUAUAUAUAUAUGUAUACAUACAAGAGAAGAGUUAUAAAAUAUAUGAGUAUUUUAAGUGUUGUUAGAUUUUGCGAGUUAAAUUGAAGAUAAAUGUAUUUAAUGUAAGUAAUAAAAUUAAAAAUAUAUAAAUACAGAACUAUAAUGCCGAUAUAUUAAAUAAAUGUUCCAAAAAUAAAAGGACAAAAUAUUAACGUUUCCACAUAAAAACUAUAUAAAUGUUAACAACAUUUUGUUUUAACAAAACAUAAUUCUAAUAAUAUUAAUAAUAAUACAAAGCAAACAAAAACUAUAAUUAUUCUUAAUUUAAGGAAACGAAUUAAGUGUAACGAAAAAAAUAUUCAUAUUAAACAAUUUAAAAAGUUGUUAAUUAUUUAUUUAAAACAUAACAAGGAUAUUUUUUAGAAGAACAAAUUAAACUACGUACAUAUAUCUAAACUAAGAGAUAUUUUUUCAUAUAAAAAGUUUUAAACUCUGUUAAAUCAAAAAACAAAAAAAAAUAAUAAAUAUGUUAAAACACAUUUUUCCUAUGCAGAUGUUAAAAAAAAAAACAUUAUAUAUAUAUAUAUAUAUGCAUUCAAAAAAUAUAUAUAUAUACUUCACACUGUGAUAUGUGAGCUAAAUGUAAAUCAAGAAGUUAAAAUUAAAGACAAGAAUAAGAAAACUAAAUAUAAAAAAUACCAAAGAAGAGUACAUACAUACCUAUAUAUAUAUAUAUAUAUUUAAAUUAAAUGAGUCAACAAAGAUAUAUAUUUCUGUUAUAGACAAUUAUUGUUGUGUGUUUUAUCAAACAAACAGGAUUAUUUAACACAAUGUUAUUGCAAAAUAAAUAAAUAUAUAUUUUAAAGAAAAACUGUCAUACAAAAGAAUUUAUGUCAAUAGAUAGAAGAAUGAAGAGCAUAAUGUAAACUUUUAAUCAAUUCAAAAACUAUAGAACAAAAGAAGAAAAUAAAAUAUGGUCAUCAACGAUUCGUCAAUUUGAACAUUGAAAAAACAAAUUGUUUUAUUUACAUUCAAUUCCAUUUUUUUAAGGUUUUAAAUAAAUUAUCUAAACUAUGAUUUGU
Eupeodes corollae is the source of this 6378-nucleotide messenger RNA. RefSeq names its product 43 kDa receptor-associated protein of the synapse. NCBI's taxonomy places the organism in Eukaryota, Metazoa, Arthropoda, Insecta, Diptera, Syrphidae. Gene Ontology annotation, biological process: chemical synaptic transmission. The transcript has 9 exons. The coding region runs from base 224 to 2068 and encodes 614 amino acids. The record is from RefSeq and is a predicted model, not a curated record. Gene Ontology annotation, molecular function: protein-membrane adaptor activity; acetylcholine receptor binding.